Molecule: messenger RNA, 498 nt
Organism: Epithele typhae
Lineage: Eukaryota; Fungi; Basidiomycota; Agaricomycetes; Polyporales; Epitheliaceae
Exons: 4
Coding region: 1-498 (165 amino acids)
Source: RefSeq, a predicted model, not a curated record
AUGUCUUCCCCUUCAACACCGGUUCCAACCAGCGGGUACGCUUCUCCUGCCCCCUCCUCCUCCACGACCCCUGCCCCGCCCAGUAAACCUAACGCGCCCCCAAAACCGAAACCGGUCAAUGUGUUUUCUAACGACGGGUCUUUCCUAGAACGCUUUCAGCGACUCAAGAAGGAGGAGGAUGAGAAGAAAAAGCAAGAGGAUGUCAUCACAAAGUGCGUUUCAAACCCUUGUUGUGUGGCCAUGGAUCUCAUCUGCUCUCGUCAUCGCAGGAAACGGGAGUUUGACAGCCGUUUCAAAAACCGGGGCAAGCGCCGUUCUCCUGAUACCUCGAGCCCAGCACCUGCCACAGAGAGCCCUACGCCCGCGAAGAAGGCCAAGGUGGAGGAACCCCUCAGUGCGCCAUUCUCUUCAGCCACCGUGUAUCAGAAAGAGCUACAGAACUACGCCGAUCGCAGCCUGAAGGACAGCGGGAUUGGUGUCCGACCGCUCGUCAAGUAG